CUCCUGGCUCCAGCCAGGAGAGGGUGCCCGAACCCGCGCUGCUGCAGCCGCCACCAAGGGCUUUUCCGCAGACUAGUGCAUCGCGGCCCUGGCAACCCAACCCUCCCCGACUCAGAGGCCACAUCAACCAACCUCCACGUCCUGAUGGGUCCCGAGGGGGGCGCGGCGAGGCCCGGGUGCUUCUUCGGCGUCUACCUGCUCUAUUGCCUGAACCCUCGGCACCGGGGCCGCGUCUACGUGGGGUUCACCGUCAAUCCGGCUCGUCGGGUGCAGCAGCACAACGGAGGCCGCAGAAAAGGCGGGGCCUGGCGGACCAGCGGGCGCGGGCCCUGGGAGAUGGUGCUCAUAGUGCACGGCUUCCCUUCCGCCGUGGCCGCCCUUCGGGUAAGGAAGGAGACGGGGUGGCAGGAAGAUGGGCUGGGGCGCGGGACCCCCCCGGGGCGGCCCUGAAGCCCUCCCUCCCGCCCGCAGUGCCACCCCCGCCUCACGUGCCGGUAGCCUUCGGGCCUCCGCCACCCCGGAUGCUGGCCCCCAAGCGUGCGGCCCGUCCCUUUGCUGACACCGAGCCCGAGCCGGACCAGGACGCGGAGGCCCCCUGCACCCUGUGCGCACGCGCUCUUCAGGUGAGAGGCUCUCCUGGGCCCCAGAUUGGGGCAGGUCUGGAGUUCAGACGACUGAGGACCAGGCUGUCUUCUGGAGGAUGGCGCGGCCCAGCGACAGCCUUGCCCGCCUUGCUUCCAUCUCUACAAUGGGGACCAUAGAACUUGCGGCCAUUCCUGCCCCGGACCUUUGCCUUUCUUUCCCUGGAAAGUUCUUCCCUAGACCUUCGGUCUUGAUGAAAUGCCACCUCUUUUCCAUGAGGUCUUCCUUGGCUCUCUCUCUCAAAUUGCAACUUUCUUGGUACUGC
Messenger RNA from Myotis davidii, 907 nucleotides. RefSeq names its product SLX1 homolog A, structure-specific endonuclease subunit (gene SLX1A). The record is from RefSeq and is a predicted model, not a curated record. The transcript is spliced from 3 exons. The coding region runs from base 145 to 450 and encodes 101 amino acids. Gene Ontology annotation, cellular component: Slx1-Slx4 complex. NCBI's taxonomy places the organism in Eukaryota, Metazoa, Chordata, Mammalia, Chiroptera, Vespertilionidae. Gene Ontology annotation, molecular function: 5'-flap endonuclease activity; crossover junction DNA endonuclease activity. Gene Ontology annotation, biological process: double-strand break repair via homologous recombination.